Molecule: messenger RNA, 1933 nt
Organism: Octopus sinensis (East Asian common octopus)
Lineage: Eukaryota; Metazoa; Mollusca; Cephalopoda; Octopoda; Octopodidae
Product: lysophospholipid acyltransferase 7
Exons: 7
Coding region: 161-1531 (456 amino acids)
Biological process (GO): phosphatidylinositol biosynthetic process; lipid modification
Cellular component (GO): membrane; mitochondria-associated endoplasmic reticulum membrane contact site
Molecular function (GO): lysophospholipid acyltransferase activity
Source: RefSeq, a predicted model, not a curated record
UGUAACAAAGAGCAAAGCAGUAGAACGACACAAGUUAGUAUAUUGACUACCAAGGGUAUGCAUGGGGGGACCGUGAUUUUUCGGAGGAUAGCUUGCGAGGAAUAUCAGAUAAAAACAACAAUUCCUAAUGCUUUGAAGCGUCUGUAGUAACGGCCUGGAAAUGAGUAUGCCCUUAGAUGAUAUCGUCUACGUAACGUUACUGUUACUAUCCAUACCGUUUGGACAUGUGGUGAAGGUAACGCGAAGUGCAGUGGGCAAAAGGGCCCUUACUGGCGUGGUGGGUGCCAUCAUGGCUCUGUUGAUUUGUCGUCUGCAUAUAAUACAUUCUCUCAUUACCACCACUGUCAACUGCCUCAUUGUCAAAUUGCUUCCUGAAAAAUACUGCCACAUUGUUAGUUUAUUUUGGUGCUUUACUUACUUGGCCUUCUUCCGUACCGCAUCUUGGUUUGGUUUUCCAGCACCACCUGCUUUUGCUAAUGCAGUACAACUGUUUUUAACAUUACGGAUGAUUGGCCUUGCAUUUGAGAUCCAUGACACAAAGUAUCCACCAAGACAAGGAGAAAGUAAUAACAAAUUAGUGAAGCUUUAUCAGAAUGUUGACCCUGGUGUCACAGAUAUCUUCAGCUAUGCUUAUUGUUACAUGGGCCUACUGGCAGGUCCAUACAUGAAGUACCGUACAUACUAUGACAUGCUUCAUGAGCCAGACACUAAUGACAUUGAAACUGUGAAACCAAUGUUACGCAGAUUAUCACUUAUACCAAUCAUUGCACUUGGUUAUUUUACCAUGUCACAUUUUUUCAGUAUCAAAUAUGUAAAAACCGAUGAUUUCUAUGAAAAGCCAUUAUGGUUCCGACUUUUCUACAUGAUGCCAAUAUUUUGUGUCUUCCGCUGGCGUCUCUACAUUGCCUGGAUCCUAGCAGAGUGUUCCUGCAUGAUGGGAGCAUAUGGGGCAUAUCCUGCCAGCUCCUUACCAAAAUGUGGUCAGGGACCUUCUGACCUGAAAGCACUCCAUAAAGUGAAAUCUUUCCCAAAGAAAACAGCUAGUUAUAACUUUGAAGCUGUAAAUAACCUCUACAUCUGGGGUUGUGAAAUGGCACCUACCACCAAAGAAGCAUUGCGCAGCUGGAAUAAGUCAGUGCAGUAUUGGCUGGCCAAUAUAGUCUACCGUAGAGUGCCAAUGAAAUCUUUUAGGGUAUUUCUGACAAUGGCUGUUAGUGCUUACUGGCAUGGCGUCGACCCAGGAUAUUACAUGAGCUUCCUCACAGUACCUCCAAUCCUGAUGGCUGAAAGAGUUAUGAUAGCAGCAUUUCGAGAUGAAGAACCUACAAUAAAGCAAAAACUAUUUGACCACGUGUGCUGGUUUUUUCGAAUGCGGGGAUUUGAUUACAAUUGCAUGGGCUUCCUUUUACUUUCUUGGCACGACACAGUUCGUUACUGGUCAUCUAUAUACUUUAUUGGACAUAUAACUAUUAUAGUAUUUUUUAUUGUUGGCACUAUUUUCCGUCCACCUAGGAAAAAAACCAACGACUGAUUUUCCUUUUAAGUUUUUUUUUUUUUUGCUACUUUCGAACUCUCUAAGUAUGUGACUGGAAUUAUGAGAUUAAAAAAAAAAAUACAAAAUUACACAGAGUGAAUGUGUGUACGUACUUUAUUUUUCAUUAUUUCUAAAUCUUCUUAUAUAAUCUGGUUAUUCCCUUCAAAUUAAAAUUAAUUGAUCACAUUUAAAAAAAAAAUUCCCCAACAUUCCAAAACCCAACCCACUUACAUAAUGUAAUGGCAUGACUCCAUGUAGUUUGUUAUUUGUGACCUAUCAUGAACACUUUAAAUCUGCUUUUGUUAUGGUAGAUGACUGUCACACACACACACACACCACACACACACACACACACACACACCCAGCAGGUUAAAUUAAAUAUCUAUGAAAAAUCUAAAC